Messenger RNA from Ostertagia ostertagi, 957 nucleotides. Lineage: Eukaryota; Metazoa; Nematoda; Chromadorea; Rhabditida; Trichostrongylidae. The record is from the annotation of a GenBank genome assembly.
AUGCGCCGAGGAGGCUGGCAAGAUUCGCCUGGCCUCACUACUCUUAUAGAACCGACGUCCGGUAAUACAGGUAUCGCAUUGGCCAUGGUAGCCGCCGCUAGGAACUAUCGCCUCAUCAUCACGAUGCCGGCAAGCAUGAGUAUUGAGAGGCGUACUCUUUUGAAAGCUUAUGGUGCUGAGCUUGUUCUCACGGAUCCAAUCUUUGGAAUGAAAGGAGCUAUCCAGCGUGCUAAUGAGCUGCAUGAGAAUAUCCCUAAUAGCUUCAUUCUUGCACAGGUUGCUAUUAUUGAAUUUGAAUUAUUCGGUGUUCAGUCUUUGGAAAAUUUGCUAUAUGAGUGGCUAUGCUGCAUGCUAUUCGUAGUUCGACAUCGUAUCCACCUCAAGUAUUCAUUUACUGACGACAAUGCUGUGAAAUUUGGAGGCAAACACGUGGAAAGGUGGAUGCAUGCGUUUUCGGUAUUGGAACCGGAGGAACCAUCACGGGAGUUGGGCAGUACCUCAGAGAGCAAAAUCCCAGUCUAUGCGGUGGAACCAGUGGAGAGUCCAGUGCUUAGCGGGGGUGAUCCAGGCCCUCAUCGUAUUCAAGGUAUCGGGGCUGGUUUCGUUCCAACUGUUCUUAACACAGCCAUAUAUGAUGACGUCAUUACCGUGCAUUCCGAUGAAGCGAUAGUGAUGGCUAAACGAAUGGCACUGGAGGAGGGUAUUCUGUGUGGAAUCUCUUCUGGUGCUAAUGUUCAUGCAGCUUGCAAACUUGCCGCUCGUCCUGAAAUGGCUGGAAAACUUAUCGUCACUGUCCUGCCUAGUUUUGGAGAACGUUACCUUUCAACGCCACUUUAUGCAAACAUUCGCGAUGAAGCCGUCGAGUUAGGAGUGAAUUCUCUCGAAAUUGACUUGAGUCGUGUCAGUCUGCCAGGGAUUCCUGUCGAGGAAAGUCAAAAACCGCGCCGCAAUCGCUGA